This is a messenger RNA of Dendrobium catenatum, 1857 nucleotides long. Its product is annotated as putative B3 domain-containing protein Os03g0621600. The transcript has 6 exons. NCBI's taxonomy places the organism in Eukaryota, Viridiplantae, Streptophyta, Magnoliopsida, Asparagales, Orchidaceae. Gene Ontology annotation, molecular function: DNA binding. The record is from RefSeq and is a predicted model, not a curated record. The coding region runs from base 187 to 1383 and encodes 398 amino acids.
UAAAAGCCAGCCCCUUCCUCGUUCCACUCACUCUCGCUUCCACUCCCGGAUUCCACCGUCCUUUGUUUUCCUUCGCGACAACCGCCGCUUUAAAAUGGCGCGAACCCUUCUUCUGUCAUUCCCACCUCUAAAAUCUCAUUUCUUCUCCCAGUUUCAUUCUCUUCACUUCCAUAGGAGCUGCUGGCCAUGGAGAAACCGCUUUGGGAGAGAGACUCUUUCUUCAAAGUCAUGAUCGGGGACUUCCAAACAAGAUUGCGGAUUCCUCCCUGUUUCCACGAGCACCUUAGCGGGGAAAUCUUGGUUAAAUCGGUGCUCAGGAGUCGGGGUGGGCGGCGAUGGGCUGUGAUGUUGAGGAGGGAGGGCAAAAAUCUGUUCUUCGGGGAAGGAUGGGAGUGCUUUGUUUCCGAUCUCUCCAUUCAGUUGGGGGAAUUUUUGCUAUUUGUUUAUGAUGGCGAUCUAGGGUUUGAUGUGAAGAUAUACGGGAUCACUGGUUGCGAGAAGGUAGAUCCUAUUGCUAGUAUGAAAGUGGAGCAGGAAGAGGAGAUGGAAAUAAGAGAAAAAGUACCAGCUAAGACUAGUACCGCGCUCAUUCGGGCUCCAGGACGGAGGCGGGAAAUCCUAAAUGGGCGUGUUAUACUGGGAGGGUUAAAGGUGUUCAGCAAUGAGAGCGCUCUAAAUUCUGCUCGGUCUUUCAAGUCUAGCCGUCCUUUUUUCAUCGCAACGUAUAGAAGAUCUCGUCAGGAAUACAUGACUAUUCCUGCUUCAUUUAUGAGGGAAUGUGACCUUGGAAGCAUGGAAGCUAUCAUCCUUCAAGAUCAAAAGGGGAGGUCCUGGCCUGUAAGAAUAGCUCACUGGAUCGGACGUGUAGCUAUGGCAAAAGGGUGGGCUAAAUUUAGAGAUGUAAAUCAUUUGAAAGAAGGGGAUGUUUGUGUUUUCGAGUUUCUUGAAGCAGACACGGCAAUACAUGUUCAUAUUUUUCGAGCUAAGCAAAAUACUGCAGGAGUUUUAAGAAGGGCUGGUAAUAAGAAACGCGAACAAGAGGUUCUCAAAGCUGAAAGAUCUUUUAGAACAAAUGCAAUAUUUGCUUCUAUAUUCUUAAAAUCCCGAAAGUACAAUCUGAAUAUUCCAACGCGUGUUCUAAAAGAAUAUGAUGCAGCAAAAUUAAGUAAAACAACACUACGCGAUCCUUCUGGAAGAUCAUGGUCGGUUGAUAUCAAGCAUCGGGUGGAUGGGCGUGCAGUUCUGAGCCAUGGGUGGUUUAACUUUUGCAGAGCUAAUCAUUUACAAGUGGGUGAUAUUUGUAUUUUUGAGCUCAACGAUGGAAUUCAAGCAAUGGAUGUACAUAUUCGCAGGUUAGGACUCCAUGCAAUUACUGCUGGUUAAGAGAAAUAUUGAUUAACGAGCAACCCUUUGAUGCUUCUAUCUUUAUGAUUAUAGGGGGAUUCACAUACAUAUCAUAAUAAUGCGCUAAUAUUUAAAUCACAUCAAAAUAUAUACACGAAAAUAUGUACUUCGCUUUAGAUAAGUUGAAGUUACUGAUAUUUUUGAUGUGAUUAAGAUAUUAUGAUAUUAUACAAGUAAAUAUUAAAGUUUAUCAAUAAGAUUUUGUUGAUAUGUAUGUAAACCCCCAAUAAUUAUAACAAGGGUGUUCAUAUAUGUAUGUAUGUAUGUAUGUAUGUAUGUAUGUAUGUAUGUAUAAUGUGUGUGAAUAUGUAUGUAGCUUUUAGGAGGAUUCUAACUGGUGGUUAAUAGUGAUCUGCUGGUGAAAUUUUGUGUGCAAACUUUUAAAUUAUGGAUUUUUUGCGUUGUUAUGUUGUCAUAGUAAUGAAAAUGUGAGAUAUGCCGUUGAUGAAAUAA